Molecule: messenger RNA, 2136 nt
Organism: Penicillium soppii
Lineage: Eukaryota; Fungi; Ascomycota; Eurotiomycetes; Eurotiales; Aspergillaceae
Product: potassium channel family protein
Exons: 3
Coding region: 1-2136 (711 amino acids)
Biological process (GO): potassium ion transmembrane transport; stabilization of membrane potential
Cellular component (GO): membrane
Molecular function (GO): potassium ion leak channel activity
Source: RefSeq, a predicted model, not a curated record
AUGCAGCAUGAAUCUCCGGACGAGCCGUCCCCGGACGAGAUACUCCCGGAAGAGACGCUCCGAGACGAAAGAGCUGAUGAAGGCCCCGAAAGGCGAUCAAGAUGGGAGAAAAUUGGCAUUCACUUUAACCUGAGACCGUUUGAAGACGAAGAGCCGCAAUCUUGGUGGAUCGCGUCGACGGCCAUUCCACUCGUUGCGGCUGCCACGGGACCGCUGGCUAAUGUCAUGUCCGUUGUCGCUUUGGUCAUGCCUUGGCGGAGUGAUAUUAUUUCGAGACAGAUUGGGCCUGCUGGAAAUUAUAUCCAAGAGGGAUAUCCGGACCCCCACUGGGUCACUGCCCUCAAUGCGCUGUCGCUGGUCUGUGGAAUUGUCGGGAACUUCUUUCUUCUGUGCAACUUCACGCGGGUCAUACGCUAUAUCGUGGCGUUGCCGGUGACGAUCAUUUCGUGGUUCCUCGCUACAGGUAUUCUAUGUGGAAUCACCAUAGCACUACAUGUCUAUGCCCCACCGAUAGGCCCUGAUCGAGUCUUCUCCCAGGCAUAUUGGAGUGCCGUGAUAGCGGCCUGUCUCUAUUUUGUCUUGAGCAUCAUCUUGAUGAUCAACAUGCUGGGCUAUUUUUUGGGGAAAUACCCACAGCGUUUUUCGCUGACUGACGAGCAAAGAACCUUGAUUUUGCAAAUGACCGCGUUUGUGGUCUGGCUUUUGAUCGGCGCUGCGAUCUUUCAGAAAGUCCUAGGGAUCUCUUUUGCCGAUGCAUUGUACUUCUGCGACGUGACCGUUUUGACUUUAGGAUUUGGUGACAUCACAGCCUCGACUACCGUUGGCCGUGGUCUUGUUUGGCCUUAUGCAGUUAUUGGAAUCAUCAUUCUGGGUUUGGUAGUAGGAAGCAUUCACAAGUUCGCUCGCGAGGUUCAUUACGACAAUGUCAUCCGCAAGCAUAUCGAACAAAAGCGACAAACGACAUUUGACCGAGCAGUCCGUUCCGAGGAAUUCUGUGCCUCUAAAGGAAAAUCCUCUGCUCAAGAAGCUAUUGUUCCGCCGGCCGUCGCCCUACAAAGUCCAAAGUCUCAUCAUCAUCGCCGGCCAAUCCGCAACACCCUGAACGCCAUCGCCUCAGCCCAUCGACCUCAACCCAGACUCAAUAUCAUGCGUGAAGAGAAAGACCGAUUCAUUGCCAUGCGCCGGAUCCAGUAUGAAACUAUACGAUUCCGCCGCUGGAACGAUCUGGUCAUCAGCGUCAUCGCUUUCGGAAUAGUGUGGUCCUGUGGAGCACUCGUCUUCUGGAAACUAGAGAAAUUGUCAUACUUCGACUCCCUCUACUUCUGCUUCGCCUCCCUCUUGACAAUCGGCUAUGGCGAUUUCACCCCGCAGUCAAACGCAGGCCGGCCAUUCUUCGUGAUGUGGUCUCUCAUCGCGAUCCCUACGAUGACAAUGCUAAUUUCCCAAAUGAGCGACACAGUCGUCGCCAGCUUCAAGCGCGGUACAAACGUAGUCGCCGACUAUAUCGUUCUCCCCCAAUCCCACGUCUACAAAACAUUUCUCAGCCACAUUCCCUGCAUUGCAAACUUGAUAAUUUCCCACCAAGAGAAAAAGCUCCUAGAGCGUGGAUUUCCCCUCGAAGGCGCCGGCAAAGCCGAAGAAGGAAUAGCCACAAAAACGGAUGAAUCUACCGACGACAUAGCAACAGCCCAUCCCCACCGAACCCUCGAAGAACUCGCCCGCGAUCCAUCGCCCUUAGAGCUCGCGCAGCAACUUGCCUUUGCUAUUCGCCGCGCGACGAAACAUGCUCGCGAGGGCAAGCGCAAGAUAUACUGCUACGAGGAAUGGGUCGAGUUUACCCGCCUCAUCCAGUUCACUGACCCGCGCUCUCGGCCGCCCUCGCAGAACAAGCGGUCGGCAGAUUCGGAGGUCGCUUUUGAUAUUCACGAAGAUGAAUAUGGCUUGCUGAAUUGGGAUUGGAUUGGCGAGAAUAGUCCCAUGCUGGCGAAGCAGACAGAGCCGGAGUGGGUUUUGGAUCGUUUAUGUGAGAGCUUGAUUCGAUAUGUGUCGACUCAGGAGGAUAAUCGGGCUGCUGAGUAUACCAACUCGGAGGAGCCGACGCUUAGGAAAGAGAGGGAUAUUGGGUUGGAUGAAUGA